AAAAAGUACGGAAAAAUGCGAGGAAGAAUAGAUUAUAUUUAAUAACGGGUCUAAUCUUUUUUCUGGUUACAGACGGAGCUCUCGCAAAAUUUGCAACAACUGUCGGAAAGAGCUCGGUCGACGACGGAAUUCAUUCAGAGGCUCAAAGGGAUGACCGACAAAGUGCACGAGGAGUGCGUCGCGUUGGAGGAGGAGGUGGAGGACAGGGUGGCGAAUUUGGUGAGCCUGUUGCAGGCGAGGAAAUCCCGGUUGAUCGAGGCGGCCCGGCAAACCCGCGAGGCGAGGGUGCGCUCUCUCAGGGACCAAGUGGCCAGAUGCGCGUCCCACCUGCAGGCGACCACCGCUCUCCUCACGUUCUGCAUCGAGGCGCUGAAGGAGAACGACAGCGCUGCCUUCCUUCAGAUAGGCGGCAUGCUCUCGGUCCGCGCGGCGACCGCCGCCGGCUCUUGGGGCGGCGCCGAGGGGGUGCAAGAAAUUGCUCGGCUGCCGUUGCUCGAUCUCACCCUGGAUGACAAACCGUUGCGACGCGCUAUCGAUCAACUUACCUUUGUUCAGUUGAAACCAUCGGAAGGAGAGGAGCGAUACCCGAUUGCAGCCCCCGGAGCGCCGAUAUUGAUACCGGAAGAGUGCAGCGCGGAGAACAACAGCGUGACAGUCGCCUGGCAACCACCACCUGGUCACGGAAUUGUUGGGUGUGCCGGUCAAAGGGGACCCGCCAUCGAGGGAUACUUGUUGGAAUUGGACGACGGAUGUGGCGGUGAAUUCAGGGAGGUGUACUGCGGUCGAGAGACGAUCUGCACGGUGGACGGAUUGCAUUUCAACUCUCUGUACAAUGCCAGGGUGAGGGCGUUUAACAGCGCCGGGGAAGGCGAGUAUUCCGAGUUGAUCGGCCUCCAGACUGCCGAGGUGGCAUGGUUCUCGUGGGCGACCGGGGCAUCCGGUAUACCGCAGGAGGUAUCAAUUUCCGAGGACGCGAUGAGCGCGUCCUGCGAAGGUUACGAGCACCGAGUUGUCCUUUCCAGCGUUGGAUUUUCACGGGGCGUUCAUUAUUGGGAAUUAACGAUCGAUCGUUAUCACGCGGACACAGAUCCCGCCUUCGGCGUAGCCAGGGCCGAGGUGUCGCGGGAUAGAAUGCUCGGGAAGGACGACAAGGGUUGGAGCAUGUACAUAGACCGGCAGCGUUCUUGGUUCAUGCACGGGGGUGGCCACGCGCAGAGGACCGAAGGCGGGGUGCAGCAGGGCUCCACGGUGGGGGUGCUCCUCGAUCUGGACACCACGCACANNNUGCGCUUCUUCGUGAACGACCAGCCCCAGGGAGGGAUCGCGUUCCGCGAUCUCUACGGCGUGUUUUAUCCGGCAGUGAGCUUGAACAGGGGGGUGACCGUCACAUUGCACACAGCGUUGGACGUGCCCCGUCACUUGCUGGCGUUGCACGAAGAGUACAUGACGGACACGAUCCAGAGCUAGGGGUACCUAACCGUCCUGAAGAAGGGCCUUUUGCAGGAAGUCGGCUCGCCCGGCCCCUCGUCGGCGGCGGGCUCGAGCGAGAAAUCGUGCAGGGAGUUGUUCAACGGCCAGCUCGAGAAGAUCGUCGAGGAAUCCCUCGGUGAGACCAACUGACCAUCUUC
This is a messenger RNA of Apis dorsata (giant honeybee), 1628 nucleotides long. RefSeq names its product E3 ubiquitin-protein ligase TRIM9 (gene Trim9). The coding region runs from base 151 to 1467 and encodes 438 amino acids. Lineage: Eukaryota; Metazoa; Arthropoda; Insecta; Hymenoptera; Apidae. The record is from RefSeq and is a predicted model, not a curated record. The transcript is spliced from 8 exons. Gene Ontology annotation, molecular function: protein binding.